Messenger RNA from Penicillium brevicompactum, 390 nucleotides. RefSeq names its product Taurine catabolism dioxygenase TauD/TfdA. Gene Ontology annotation, molecular function: oxidoreductase activity. The transcript is spliced from 2 exons. The coding region runs from base 1 to 390 and encodes 129 amino acids. The record is from RefSeq and is a predicted model, not a curated record. Lineage: Eukaryota; Fungi; Ascomycota; Eurotiomycetes; Eurotiales; Aspergillaceae.
AUGAAUCCUACCGUAGGAGUCCAGAUUGACGUCAAAAAAGCUCUGUGUAACGUGAAAACAAACGCAAUUCCGACCACAAUCCAAAUCGAUGGAAGUGAAAAUCGCCUGAACCUUGCAUGGGAGCCAGAAAAGGUAUUCAAGUUUCCGAUGGUCUGGGUCAAUCCAGUCACUGGUGUCCGGUGUUUCCAAAUUCUGCCUGACGUCGUGCGGAAACUGUACUUGAAAUCUGGACCGGAUGCCGAGGAACGUGUUUUGGAAGAUGACGAUGUCCGGGUCUGGUUGAACAAGAUUCUCGAUCGAAUUUGCAAGCCAAAGUACAUCUUGAUUCCCGAGUAUGAAGAAGGUGAUGUCGUGAUGUUCAACAAUUGGGCCUGUAUGUGUGGCAGCUGA